AUGGAGAGUGGAAGUGUACUUCAGCUAUUGGAAGGAAAUAUGAUCAAAGAUGGGCAACCAUUUGCCUUUACAGACGAGGAAUGUAUAGGGAUAUAUUUCUCUGCACACUGGUGUCCGCCAUGUCGACAAUUCACCCCAAAACUGAAGACAUUUUACAAUGGGGUAAGGAGUCAAGGUCACAAAUUUGAGGUCGUUUUUGUGAGCGCUGACCUUGACGAGGAAUCGUUUGACGAAAAUCUACAAGAGAUGCCAUGGGCAGCGCUGAGAUACGAUCAUUCUGAGAUAAAGGAUUCGAUGUCCGAAAAGUUCGGGUUGAUUGGCAUUCCCAACCUUAUCAUCGUGGAUCGGCAGGGGAACGUCAUAACAAAGAAAGGGCGGGUGGCUGUUCAGAAAAAUACCGUGGAUGCGAAACUUUUCAAAUGGACCUGA
This is a messenger RNA of Mya arenaria, 429 nucleotides long. RefSeq names its product nucleoredoxin-like. The transcript is spliced from 3 exons. The record is from RefSeq and is a predicted model, not a curated record. Lineage: Eukaryota; Metazoa; Mollusca; Bivalvia; Myida; Myidae. Bases 1 to 429 code for a protein of 142 amino acids.